AUGGAGGAGGUGCAGAUGUUACAAGGCGAGGCAAUAAGAAAAUGGGAGGGAAGACGAGCUGGACCUGAAGGUGUGGUGUGCUCCUCUCAUGGGGAGCACUGGAGGAGCAGGCAACAAGGCAGGCAGGCAGGGAUUGCCUCCACAGCAAAGCUGAUCUUGUUGAGGCUGAGGGUCGAGGGGAGGGGAAGAAGGGGAGAGCUGAGAAAGAUAAUCAAUCCUCCCAAUAUGGGAACAAAAUCAGAUCCUUCCCAGGAUAAAAUAACAAUUCCAGAAAGAAAAAGGAGCUCCCUUCUCUCUCUGUUUCUCCCUCCUCUCCACCUCCUCCUCUGCAGCCAGCAAUAG
Molecule: messenger RNA, 342 nt
Organism: Miscanthus lutarioriparius
Lineage: Eukaryota; Viridiplantae; Streptophyta; Magnoliopsida; Poales; Poaceae
Source: the annotation of a GenBank genome assembly